GCCUUGCAGAACCCGUGUUGUGUUUGUGAAUGUAUUUCCGGUGUGUUCUUCAUGGAGGAUUAAAUGGCGGCUGAUGAAAAGUGGUAUUUUACUAAAGAACAAUUAGCAAGUACACCAAGCACAAAAUGUGGUUACGAUGUGGACAGAGAAUUAUCGUGUCGCCAGCAAGCUGCUCACCUCAUCCAAGACAUGGGGCAGCGUCUACAAGUUUCUCAGCUUUGCAUCAAUACAGCAAUCGUGUACAUGCACCGAUUUUAUGUAUUCCAUUCAUUUACCCAAUUUCAUCUUGAUGCUAUGGCUGCUGCAUCACUCUUCCUUGCUGCCAAGGUAGAGGAGCAGCCUCGUAAACUAGAACAUGUAAUUAGAGUAAAACAAAUUUGUCUACAUAGAGAUCAACCAGCCCUAGAUGUUAAAUCCGAGCAAUACCUGGAACAAGCCCAGGAUUUAGUCUUUAAUGAAAAUGUCCUGCUUCAAACAUUGGGAUUUGAUGUUGCAAUUGAUCACCCUCACACAUAUGUUGUCCGCUGUUGCCACCUUGUGCGUGCCAGUAAAGAUCUUGCUCAGACAUCAUACUUCAUGGCUUCUAACAGUUUGCAUUUAACCACCAUGUGCCUUCAAUAUAAACCCACUGUUGUGGCUUGCUUUUGUAUUCACUUAGCCUGCAAAUGGUCUAAUUGGGAGAUUCCCCAAUCUAAUGAAGGAAGAUAUUGGUUUUACUAUGUGGACAGAACAGUAACUCAGGAAUUAUUAGAACAGUUAACUGAUGAAUUUCUUGUAAUUUUUGAGAAGUGCCCAUCAAGACUAAAGAAAAAAAUUAAGUCAGCCAACCAGAAUGCAUCCUCAUACCAAUUUGACAAAAUUUCUCAAAGAGAUGCUAUGCAUGAAGGAGUUAGCUUUCAUGCUCAUCAUAGACCACAAGACCCUAACAAACCUUCAUCAUCUCAAAUUCCUGUAUCUUCCAGUCAACGCUCUGACUCCCGUGAAUAUGACAAGCGGGAGAGAGAUCGACAAUUGGCUUCAUUGGGUUCACAUUCCCAACACAGGGAUGGUCAUCACCGAAGUAGUCAUCACAUGGGUCAUCCACAAUCCUCAUCUGCCCUUUUAAAGCCCCACGCUGGGGCUCCUGUUCCAAAUAAGAUGCCACAUCCUGGCCAGCAUCGAUCCUCUAUGUCUCAUCACCCACGGCCUGAUCACCAUGUCAGACCAGAGCAACCUCAAAGACCAGACCACCAAGUGAGGCCGGAGCAGCAACAGAGAGCAGACUAUCAGCAGAGGCAAGAGCGCCAGUCAAGACCAGAGCAUGGGGCUCGACCUGAACACCAUCCUCGAGGUGACCAACAAUUGAGACCUGAUCAGCCACGACCAGACCACCAUCCAGCCAGACCUGAUCAUCCAGCCCGAGUUGAUCAUCAAAAUCGACCUGAUCUCCAACUAAGAUCUGAACAUCACCCAAGACCAGACCACCAAAACCGUCCAGAUCAAAUCAGACCAGAUCAUCCUAGCAAUCAGACUCGAAGUGAACAUUCACAGAGGCCUGAUCCUGUAAGUAGGCCAGAUCAAACCAACCGUCAGGAGCAUUCUGGAAGAGUGGAACAUCAAGGUGGAAUGGAGAGGCAUGAUCGUCCUGAUGGCUCUGAAAGACUUGCUCAUCCUGAACAGAGGCAUAGCGGUGUGACUGCAGCUAGAGAUCAGCUUAGAAGGGAAGCAGCACUUCAAAGAGAGGCUUCUCGUCGUGAGGCUCUUCAUACCUUACCAUCCACCAUAAUGAAUCAUUCACCUGCUCAAAGGACAACAAGUGGUGAUAGUGCUAUAAGUUCCAGUAGUUCAACAUCUUUAACACCUUCUAACCAAGAGUGGUCUGGUUUUGGUGUUACUUCAGCGGCAACUACAGGGCCAUUACCUAUACCAUCAAAACAUGCUGCACCUUCAGACCCAAGUCAUAGACAUUCUACUGGCUAUGAAAAGCCAAAAUCUUCAAAUUCUGCAAUGGAUUCUUAUUCUAGGCACAGAAGUAGUUUACCUGCAAAUGAUCGCAGACCAAGUAGUGCAUCUGUGUCACUAGACAGGAAAAUGCUGCAAGAAACAGAAAGGCGUCAGCUGGAAUCAUUCUUUGGCAAAACAGGUCAAGCCCCACCAUAUAAAGAAGUGAAGAAAGAACCAGAGGCUAUUCAAAUGCCCCCUCAACCACCUGCUGUGCCUUCUGCCAUGCAUAUCAAGAGAGAGAAAGAAUCACCUAUUAGACAAACACUCAGUGUUGUACCUCCAGUGGCAGACAUGAUGUCACAACAACUGGGUGCACGUCAAAACAGUUACAAGACUGUUGCAAAUGAUUAUCCCAUUGUAAAGAGUAUAAAAUUGGACCCAGACUCUGAGUCCCUACCUGGCACACGGAAUGGGACCACUCUUUCUGCUCCCCUCAUACCUAAGGUAGAGAAAAUAGAAAUGGAUAUUAAAGAAGAGAAUUCAAUAUCAAGUAGACUUCCUAAUCAAAAUGACAAUGCCCAAACAUUGUCAAAUAGAAGUUUAGAUUCUAGACUUGCUCCACCAGUGCCUAAAGCAGAACAGAAGCCAGCACAUCAUUUGCUCAAUAGAAUGUCAAGUUAUCCUAAUAGUGAUAGUAAAGGUAUGCUUUAUCCUCAGACAACCAAUCUCAGUCAAAGUACUCAAAAUCAAGGAAGAAGCAACACAAGUCUUUCGGAUGAGCAGACUCAGCUACCUGCUUUGCUCGGGGAUGCGCGUCCUUUGGUGCCUGUGAAGAGUGUGGAAGUCAGAACAGCACUGCCAAUCACUCCAAUACAAGGAGAUCUGGGUGCUGUUGCUUUUCCUGCAUCAGAGUCAAAGGAUGUAGCCCUUGCUCCUGUUUCAGAUGAAGGCUUGUCCGCAGAUCAUCAUCACCAUAAAAGCAAAAAGAAGAAAGAAAAGAAAGAAAAGCACAAGCAUAAAGACAAGGACAAAGAGAAGCAUAGAGAAGAAAAGAAACACAAAAGUAAACACAAAGAGAAGGAUAAAGAAAAGCGCAAAGUUGAGACAGCUGCUGCUGAGGUGGUCCAAACCAGUCAGUCCAAGCCAGCACUCACUUUAAAAAUUAAUAAGGCUAAUAUAACACCACCUCCAGCUGCACCUGCUGUUGCCCCUUCUAGUGGUGGUUUGAAGCUGAAGAUAAAUUUGUCCCAGUUAUCGUCUACACCUAGUGGGUCAUCUAAAGAAUCGCGAAAGCGAGAACGCGAUAAAGCCAGCCCUGGGUUGGAAACUUCCCAUUCUAAAGCUCCCAAAAUGAGCUCAGAUGUUGAUACUCCUAAACGUGGCAGCCACAGUGGUACCAGCAAAAGCAGUAGCAGUAGUUAUGCCCGUCAAAAUGGUCUGGAGUCCCGUGGUGGGAGUCGUCAUCAUAUGCAACAUCCACAGCACUACAGUGGCAGCAAGAUGGUGAUGGAUGAUGGUUCGUCUGUGAAGCCCUCAGAGAUUAGCAAGAAUAGCUCCUCUCACUCUUCUACCUCAUAGGAAAAUUUAUUAAGUAAGUGAAUUUUAAGUGUUUUUUUCACAGGAUGAAACUGUGAAAAUGUGACAUGCUGUUUUUUCGACUUAUUUAGAAGAUUGUAAUGAAAACUUCAAGCAUUAUCCAAUACAGGUAGUUACUCUUGUACAUUUUUGUGAUAAAACUACUUGUUUGAACAUAAUUUCUCUGUACAUCAAUAAGCGAUUCAUUGUUAUUGUAAAUGUUUGGCAUUUAGUGACAGAUUCUUUAAUUUUUUAUUAAAUGAAGCUUUGCUAGCAGUUAAAGAAUGUUGAGUAACAUUUUCAGUACCCAAUUGUUUCAUAUACCAAAUAUUCUAAGAGGCAGAAAUUAUUGUUAUUAUAUGGCAAGUACUUGAAAGGGUGGCAGAUCUUAAAUGUUCAUUACAAAAGAAUUGUUGAUAAAAAUAAAUCAUGUGAAAUAUCCUUCUAUUGGAAGGAAUGUAGGUGUAUGGAAACAAAACCCCCAUCUGAAAUUUUGUCCAGCACCCCAAAAGUGUGUGUACACUUCUAGCUAAAUAAAUUUUACUGUUCGUAAUUCUUUGUUAGGUACGUUCAUUGAAAGGGCACAUUAUAGUGCACUGUUGGCUGAGACUGAUCAUUUUGUGAAGAUGUAGCAUCUGUGAAAACUUUUAUUUUCUAACAUUCAUAUUUGGCAUUUGGAAGGCUCUUUGACAUUUUAUAGGUAUAAGGUGCUGUAGUGAUCCUUGCAUUUUGUCUAACAUCCUCAUCAAUAGCCUGACUAUACCUUAGCUCUGUUCUGUUGUUACAUUGUGCCCUCCUUUCUCCUGUAUCUCCAUGAAGUCCUCGAGUUUGGAUUUGUUGAAUAUUGCUUUAAACUUGGAAAAUGUAGGGUCUGUGUACCAUUGUGCAUUGUUAAUGCAUAAAGGCCAUGAAAAAUGUUGCUACUUUUUCAUUUUUUAUUUUAUUUAUUUUUAUUUGAUAAGGUUGGGAGCAAGUGGCUACUGUUUAGUCACUGUAAGCUGUCAAUAAACAAGUUUGUUACAUUC
Frankliniella occidentalis (western flower thrips) is the source of this 4523-nucleotide messenger RNA. RefSeq names its product cyclin-T (gene CycT). Gene Ontology annotation, molecular function: cyclin-dependent protein serine/threonine kinase activator activity. Bases 64 to 3501 code for a protein of 1145 amino acids. Gene Ontology annotation, biological process: regulation of transcription by RNA polymerase II; positive regulation of DNA-templated transcription, elongation. The record is from RefSeq and is a predicted model, not a curated record. The transcript is spliced from 10 exons. Gene Ontology annotation, cellular component: cyclin/CDK positive transcription elongation factor complex; nucleus. NCBI's taxonomy places the organism in Eukaryota, Metazoa, Arthropoda, Insecta, Thysanoptera, Thripidae.